Molecule: messenger RNA, 2022 nt
Organism: Scatophagus argus
Lineage: Eukaryota; Metazoa; Chordata; Actinopteri; Scatophagidae
Product: nuclear factor 7, ovary-like
Exons: 2
Coding region: 427-1800 (457 amino acids)
Molecular function (GO): zinc ion binding; protein binding
Source: RefSeq, a predicted model, not a curated record
GAAAGACAGAUUAUCACAAGACAGCAGGUUUUUAUUACUGUUGUCAGAUAUUGAAACCAGUUUUAAUUUUGUUAUUUUGUGUUAUUUGAGAAGAAGGUCUGCUCAGCUGAUUUACCCACAGCAGUAAUCUGAUAUCAUUUUGAUUUAAUAAAGAAUCAGAUCUGACCAGGUGUGAGUACUCCUGUGACUUCCUGUGCAGACUGAAGGCUGCUGCAAACUGUCCAACUUGACCAGUUUUUUGGCUCCGCCUCCUGCUGCCGCCUGCUCUCGUCAGCUUUCUGGGCGAGGCACAGUUCAACUCCAGCCAGCCUCAAACUUCACAGCAAACUGAGUGAGCUCAGCUACAGGAGAGAAACGUGGGGAACUACAAGACUGCUGCUUCAACCUGCCGAUUCGCCACACACUGAAGUUUCACUCUGAGACAAAAUGGCAUCCAGAUUAGAGGAGGAUCUCUGCUGUCCCGUCUGUCAGGACAUCUUUAGAGAUCCUGUUGUUCUGUCAUGUAGCCACAGCUUCUGUAAAGACUGUCUGAAGACCUGGUGGAGAGAGAAACCAACACGCGAGUGUCCGGUUUGUAAGACGUUGUCUUCAAAGAAACAACCACCUUGUAACCUGGUGUUGAAGAACCUGUGUGAGGCCUUCUUGUUGGAGAGACAUCAGAGAGCUUCAGAGGAUUUCUGCAGUCUGCACUCUGAGAAACUCAGAAUCUUCUGCCUGGACCAUCAGCAGCCAGUGUGUCUCGUCUGCAGAGACUCAGAAAGACACACCAACCACACAUUCAGACCCAUCAAUGAAGCUGCACAACAACACAAGAAGAAACUUCAGGAAACUCUGGAGCCCUUAAAGGAGAAGCUGAAGGUUCUUGAACAAGUUAAAGUGAAGUUUGAUCAAACAGCAGAACACAUUAAGGUCCAGGCCCGACACACACAGAGGAGGAUUCAGGAUCAGUUUCAGAAGCUCCACCAGUUUCUGAAAGAGGAAGAGGAGGCCAGGAUGGCUGCACUGAGGGAGGAAGAGGAGCAGAAGAGUCAGAUGAUGAAGGAGAAGAUGGAGGCUCUGAGCAGACAGAUAGCAGCUCUUUCAGACACAGUCAGAGCCACAGAGGACGAGCUGAGAGCUGAAGACGUCUCAUUCCUGAACAACUACAAGGCUGCAGUGGAAAGAGUCCAGCAGCGCCCCCUGCUGGGCGAGCCACAGCUGCUCCCAGGAGCUCUGAUAGACGAGGCCAAACACCUGGGCAACCUGACCUUCAACAUCUGGAACAAGAUGAAGGAGAAGGUCUCCUACACUCCUGUGAUUCUGGAUCCAAACACUGCUGCUCCAAACCUCAUCCUGUCUGAAGAUCUGAGCAGCGUGAGAGGAAGAGAGAGACGGCAGCUUCCUGACAAUCCAGAGAGGUUUAAGAACUUGUUUGUCCUGGGCUCUGAGAGCUUUGACUCAGGGACUCACAGCUGGGAUGUUGAGGUUGGAGACAGAACAAGUUGGGCAGUGGGUGCUGUCCAGAGGAAAGGGCGCACAGUGUCUGGGAAAUGGAUUAUGUGGUUCCACGACGGUAAAUACAAAGUGCGGUCGCUACCAGGUCCACUGAUUGAUCUCACGUUGCAGGAGAAGCUCCAGAGGAUCAGAGUGAAUCUGGACUGGAACGGAGGAAGACUGUCGUUCUCUGAUCCUGAUACUAACAGACACUUAUACACCUUCACAGACACAUUCGCUGACAGGCUGUUUCCUUUAAUUCACACUUGGGGUGAAGUGAAGAUAUUAGCACAGAAGGUCCGUGUGACAGUGGAACAGAGCGUUUAGAGUUAAGAUGAGAUGAUUAUAUUGACUUUGAAGGCACAAAAUAUAAAGCAGGAUUACACUGACACAUACAGCAACUGAACUCAGCACCUUUUAUGCCAAACACAUCCUUGAUGUCUCCUUAGUGAACUACUUCCUGGUCCUGAAUACACACUGGGGUGUUUUAAACUGCUUUUGUCAGCUCGAUGGAAGUGUUAUAAAUAAAAAACACCCAUGGAAAAAGAA